Molecule: messenger RNA, 4041 nt
Organism: Paramuricea clavata
Lineage: Eukaryota; Metazoa; Cnidaria; Anthozoa; Malacalcyonacea; Plexauridae
Source: the annotation of a GenBank genome assembly
AUGGCGACCUGUUCUAAGAGGAGUCGCUUCAGUGCUGAAGAUGUUUUAGGAGCUUUAGAAGUUAGAAAUGAGUCCAACAGUGAUCGUGGAGGAAUGUCAAGCGGAGAGGAAUCGGACAUUGACCGCCAACUAAUGGAUUUGGACGAAUCGAUGAGGUGAGUCUAAAAUAUGUUACGCGGCCAUGUCGGAAAUAUUUUGCGUGUUUGGGAAGCGAUGUAAUUUUAGUCGAUAUUUUCAUAUGUUGUCUUUGAAACAUUGCUUAUCAUAUCAAGAAAUUGUUCAGAGAUGUAUUGAGCACUUUUCUUGGGUAAAAACGGUUGUGUUAUGAGCAAGAAAUACAAAAUCGUGCCAGCGCUGCAGAGCUCUCAGAUUACCGAGCGCCUAAUUAUGUCACGCAUGGCCUAUUGUUAUCAACAAAAUUUAAAUACCCCGAUUGAACGCUUUGCAUACAGUUGCGUAUUCCCAGGAAAUGUCUUGUAUAUAUAAUGAAACAUAUUUGGAGUGCUAGAAGUACUAUUUCACGACUGAGAGACGGAGCUCUUAUGCUGAAUUCGAUGUUCUCAAGAAACUAUUUGUCAGCUAUCAAUGUUUACUGCAUGAGAUAUACUUAUAUUCACCACUUGAAACGGCUUGAGAGGGCAUGAAACAAUUAGAAAUAAUAUAAAUAUUUAUACUAAAUAAUACUGUAUAUACUUGUAACUAUAUAAUGUAAUUCACCUAUGGUGUGAAUUUAUAUAUUUUUAUUACAUUGAAAUACAUUGAAAAUAUACAUAGAGAAAAAUAGUAUAUACAGUUGUGUUUAUGAGGGUAUGAGGAAAUGGCUUGUAAUCUUAUUUUUUAUUUUUCUUUCAGGUAUGAAGAAGACUUUCCUGAUCUCGUUCCAAGUGUUGGCGAUGCUGGUGGUGCUGGUGGCGAUGACGAAGAUGACACUGAGAUGUUGACUCUCCCAGAAAAUGACGAUGCCAGUGCUGAUGAUGAAGAUGAUGACUACAUUCCUGGUGCUGAGAUUGGUACCAGCAGUCCAGUUUGUGGUAGUGGUAAGCAGGCUGGGAUUCCCCGCGGUACAACAAGUCGUAGAGGCCCGGCUAGGGGAAGGGGCCAGGCUAGGGGAAGGGGCCAGGGGGAAGGGGCCAGGCUAGGGGAAGGGGCCGAGGAAGGUGCAGGGGUACGGCCGAAGCUGGGGUUCCUGUCCAAGGGGGUGACCAGACCUGGAAGAGCUAUGGGGACCCUGAUGUUGGAAAUGACAUUCCACCAUUUCAGCCAACCCGCCCACCCGGAUUACACUUUGAUCAGCGCACACUAAAACGAACCAUGACCACGGCUAGUGAGUUCUUUCAUCUUUUUUUUAGUGCAGAAAUGUUAGCUAGUAUAGUAACUCAUACAAACACAUACGCUUACAAUAACAUUGCAUCAGGUACACACCAUACCUACACAAUGGCUGACGGUAGUUGGAAAGAAACCACCCCUGAAGAGAUAGAUAGACUAAUUGCUCUUCUUCUUUAUUUUGGUUUAGUGCGGGUAAGUACACAGUUUGAUUAUUGGAGUACUAAGUCCCUGUAUCAUGGAUUGUGGGCCCGGGCCAUAAUGUCAAGGGAUAGGUUUAGUGCUCUCAUGGCCUUUUUGCAUGUUGUAGACCCAAAUACCGAAGACCCCGGAGAUAGGUUGCGGAAAGUAAAUGCGUUCAUCACCUAUUUCAAAUCCCGUUGCCUUAGUUUGUACCAGCCCAAACAGAAUCUUGCCAUUGAUGAACGUAUGGUUAAAUCUAGGCACAGAUCUGGCAUUAGACAGUAUAUCAGGGAUAAGCCCACUAAGUGGGGGUUGAAACUUUGGGUUUUAGCCGACAGCAGUAAUGGAUAUACUGUUGACUUCAAUGUGUAUAUUGGGAGGCACGCUGCAGAAACUGUUAGUAAUAAUGGUCUGGGGUAUGAUGUAGUUAUGGAACUAAUUCAACCUUUUCGCCAUCAGGGCUAUCAUUUGUUUUCUGAUAAUUUUUAUUCAUCAGUUGUUCUUUUGAGAGAUUUAUUUGAUGUCGGUAUGCUGGCAACUGGGACAAUAUCGGAGAACCGCAGGCAAUUCCCAGUGAGCAUGAAGAAUGGAAAGCAGUGGGCAAAGAAAUUGGAAAGAGGAAGUAUGCGCUGGGAGAGGGUUCCUCCCUGCCUUUGUUUACAGUGGAUAGAUAACAAGGUUGUAUCAGUACUAACAACCCUAGAUAAUGCUAACGAUAAGGUUCCAACUGAAAGAAAGACUAAAACAGGUAAUGUAUGGACUAAUGUAAUAGUUGACCAACCCAAGGCCAUCGAUAGGUACGAUAAGUAUAUAAUGGGGUUGAUCGUCCGGAUCAACUCAUAGGUACUAAUAAUGCUAUGCGUAAGUGCUUGCGAUGGUGGAAAACCUUGUUCUUCCAUCUCAUUGAUAUUGUAAAUGGUUUCAUUCUCUUUCAACACCGAGCCAAUUUCCCAGACAGUGAGGAUUUACAAAGACCCCCCGGGUACACGGUCCCUAAUUUUAGGGAGGAGGUUAUCAGGCAAAAGUGUGUUUGAUUCAAUUCAUGUGCCAUAGUUUACAGAUUUUAGGAGACGGUGUGCAGUUUGUUACAAGCAGGGUACAGGUGAGUUCAAGGUGCACAAAUAUUGUGGUGCCCCACAGUGUGGUAAGUAUCUGCAUGUAACUAGGGAGAGAAAUUGUUUUUUGGAAUGGCAUAAUAGUGCAUAUCAUGAAUAAUUAACAUAUACAUGAUCUAAUAUAAAUAAUGAUAUCAAAGAUUUUGUUAGUAUCCCACUCGAUUGAAUAACAGUUGAAGUAUUUUGUAGAUGGAAAUUAUUCAUGGUAAAUUUACAUACAUCCAUACAUUUAUUAGACCUAACCACGAACAGCUACAAAAAAUGCAACUAUAGGUCCAGGAGUGAAAUUCAAUUCCAAUACAGCAGAAUCGAAGGGCCCCAGGGCUGAUUCCUUCCAGGGACCUGUAGUCGCUUUUUUUCACAGCUGUUCCUGCUUAGGUCUAAUAAAAGUAUAUAAAUUCACCCUCAAUAAUUUCCAUGUACAAAAUCCUUCAACUGUAAUAUAAAUAAUGAUAACAUAUACAAAAAAGGAAAAUAAACAAAAAAAGUGGAUUAUAUAUAAGUGGGUGGUGUGUGGAGAUCCAGAUCCAAUAAGUGAGUGAUGUGUGGAGAUCCAGAAGCACAAAAUCAAAGUGCAGGAACAUAUAUAAUGUAUCAUGGACAAAAUAUUCUAUGCAUACUAAUAUUUUCCUGCAUACAUUUCAAAACAAGACACAUCUCUAUGUGUACUAUGGUUUUUACUACAUUUUAACGGUUUCGAGAAGGGUUAUUCAAACAGCCGUAACUUUUUUCUUUUUAUUCCUUUUCAGCCAUACUUGCUGGACAUGUUGCUAAUAAAUAAGUACAACUUUGUGCAUUUAAAUUUUUACUAUACAUUGCAAUAUGUGGAACAUAGAUAAGUUCAUGUCUAACAUUUGAAGACACAUUUUAUAAUUUAUGCUAAAUUAUGCAAAUUUAUUUCAAAAUGUACUGUUUUUUUUCAAAAGUGAAAUAAAAUUUUGAUAGCUUAUUCAAUAAGCUUUAAAAAGAGGUAUAGCUUGUUGUGUAGUUGUGGAUACUUGUUUGAGAAAUAAGCCGAGGGAGAGGUGCGCUCAAUUUAUGGUGUUUUUGACCAGUAAUGAAAGAGUUUUAAAACCUGUGCUGAAAAGUCUUGGAACAUUUCUUACAUAUAUUAUUUUCAAUUGCUUAAUUCUCAAGACUUUUCUUUACCAAGUGAAAGAGAUUUUCAAUCGGAUUCAGGUCAGGCGAAUCUAGCCGGAAUCUUGUGAAAUUCAGCCUCGAUUUUUUCCAUUGCUUUUCACGCUACUUUACUCAUCUGUGAUGGGUCAUUAUCCAUGAGAAACAAGCGACGAUCGUUUUUUUACAUCCGCAUUUUGCAAAACAAGUAUUAAAAUACUUUCCAAUGAACUCUGCAAAGAAACUGCCAUUCAUUUUCUCAUAGGGAACUUUGAGAGCUAGCGACAAUUACGAUCGCUCGUAA